AUGGGCAUUCUAUACCGCACUCUUUUGCGAAGCCAACUUCGUGGCGUUUUCGCACAACAUCGCACCUCUUUUCAUCCAGAGUGCAGAGAGUUGAAAUGCCCGCACCCAGGGCUGCGGACGCUGAGCUCCGCACACGCACACCGAACAGCGCUGGCGGACACCUAUGAAGAGCCGCGUAACUUGCGGGAUGCGAUCGACGCUUGUCUGGUAAAUGCGCGGAAGCGUUUUGACGAGACCGUAGACCUCUGCGUCCAGCUGAAUCUUGACGUGCGCAAACCUGAACACAACCUGCGCGGACUGGUUCGCUUGCCGGCCGGGGUGCCGAAAGUGCCCCGCGUCGCGGUCUUUACGACGCUUCCGUCCGAGGCCGAGGAGGCGCGUGCUCACGGUGCAGCGCUGGUCGGGGCAGCGGAACUGGUCAGCCAUAUUCAAACCAACGGGAUAACCUUUGAGCGCUGUUUGGCAACGCCAGAGGCACUGUCCUAUGUGGCGCGCGUCGCACGUCAGCUGGGUCCCCGUGGUCUGGUUCCCAGCGAAAAACUGGGCACUGUCGGCGUCGAAAUAGGAGACCUGGUCGAUAUGGCGCUAUCCUCAGUGCAGUUCCGAACAGACGCCUACGGGCAGGUCCACGUUCCUGUAGGUAAGGUAUCCUUUGGCCCGGAGCGCAUCCAGGACAAUGUCAUGGCCGUCGUGCAGCAUCUGCUACGCGUGAAGCCUGACACUGUUCGCCGCCGUUAUUUGCUAGGGGCAACCCUGAGUCGCACACAGGGUCCCGGGAUCGAAGUAGCUGUUGCAUCAAUGAUGGACCGCUGA
This is a messenger RNA of Cyanidioschyzon merolae strain 10D, 813 nucleotides long. RefSeq names its product mitochondrial ribosomal protein L1 precursor. Lineage: Eukaryota; Rhodophyta; Bangiophyceae; Cyanidiales; Cyanidiaceae. The record is from RefSeq and is a predicted model, not a curated record. Bases 1 to 813 code for a protein of 270 amino acids. The transcript has a single exon.